CUGGUUUUCAGAGCUAAGGCCGGUAAUAACUUGAGUCCCUUUUAUACUUGGGUCGGAAAGUCGUCUCCACCGAUUCCAGUUGAGGACGGCUGUCUACUUAUGACAGGAACGUCCAACUGUACCUCCAUAUAUAGAAGUCAUGUUCUGACUACGUGGGAUUCAGAAAGCAUAUCUGAGGUAAAACUAGAAAUGUACGAAGAUGGAAACAUGACUGUAAACAUUCGAUUUAAUGGCACAGGAUCCAACUUCACCAACUGGUUUGACCACAACAGGUUGAUAGACAGUGGCUGGAGUACCAUGUCGCAAAAUCGCACGUUUAAUUUCUUUUCUUUACAAGGGGGAUUCAUGCGGACAUUUUUUAUCAACGAGGCUUAUAAGGGUUGUCCAAAAGACCGCGGAUGGAUGAUUGUCAUUGAUCCGAAUGUUGGCUAUUUUCCCUGUGGUUAUGAAGCUCAGCCAAACAAACCUGCAUUUCUUUAUGCUCGAGGAGAGAAUAUCACACGUUGGGGAGAUAAUGAUUACGGGCUAGCAGAUGUCUUAGCUGUGUUCAUCAAACGUUGACUUGGGCUUCAGGAACCGUUAAUACAUGAAAGGCAAUAAAUAUACAAUAAUGUGGAGAUCAUGUCCAUGAUUAAGUAAGACUACGAUAUGCAUGGUAAAGUGAUAGUUUACUGAUAUCAAAAAGGAUGUUGGAAAGUCUUCGAGAGUCGGUUUUCAAUUAGAGUCAUGUUUCUACGCUAACCUGGUUGCUUUUUCAACGCUGAAAGCGGACCCUGGCUCAAUUUGCAACGCGUGUCAAUUUUUAAUGUUACACAGGAAAACGAAGGCAGCAUCGAUUUAUUGAUUAAGUACUGUCUGUGUAAUAGACCUCAAUUAUAUUACUAUUUGAAACUCAAAUAUUUAUUGGGACAUUUCAUUCUUGACUUGCAACUUUCGUUUUGAAGAGAAUAUAGAGAUUAGUGCAUUUUCAGUAGUAUAUGUUACUGGAAAUGCGUUGUGCUUUAUACAGUAUAGUAAGUUUAAAGUUCGGGAAACCCUGCGCCAAAUACUGCGCAUUCAUUCACACAUUUGAACUUUUGCAACAUUAAAAAAAAACUCUCAAUGAGUCGUGAUAAUGGUGGAAAAAUGUUAAUAUUACAUUUUACAAUAGUUAUGAUUUAGAUUAAGAUUAAAUUCGUAUUGUAAAAGUUUCGUAUGCGAGUUUAUACGACAUGUUCUGCGCAAAUGCAUAAUGAGAUACAAUCGCAGCUUUUUGAUAAAAUAUAAAUAUUUAAACCGAAGACGAAGUACGAGGUCGACAUUUUUUAAGUUAAAAAUAAAACCAUAUAUUGACCGAAAUCUAAAGGCUAUAAUAGUUUUAUUAUAAAAUGACUGUGUUGAUUUUCAAUAAUUAUGAAAUGAAUGCAAUUAACACUGAUUUGUAAAGCAAUUUUUUGUAUAGCCAGAUAUCAAGGUAAAAUAACCCCGUCAGAACCUCCAUUUAAAAAAAAAAACUUUUGUGUAUUGUUAAACUGCACCAGAUACUUUAUAAUAACUUUUAUUUAUUAUCAGAUAUAUUUAAUGAUUCAUUUAACGUAAACUUUCAUUCCGUCUGCAAGGGCUUGCCCCGAGUAUAGCCCCGUUAUAGUCCCCAAUCGGAUGCUCCGAAUUGGAGUGACUUGUUCCAGAAGGAAUUUCCUCAACAUUCUCAGGGCAAGCCCACAGCCCCAAUAAAAUUGUUUUUAGACCUGUGGAUCUGACCCCAUUAUGUAUGUAACUUACGGAAUAUUAGUAGCUUUAAUUCAAUAAAUACAAUCUGAGUAUCGUUAUACAUGUA
This is a messenger RNA of Pecten maximus, 1816 nucleotides long. RefSeq lists its product as uncharacterized. NCBI's taxonomy places the organism in Eukaryota, Metazoa, Mollusca, Bivalvia, Pectinida, Pectinidae. The record is from RefSeq and is a predicted model, not a curated record. The transcript has 4 exons. Bases 100 to 561 code for a protein of 153 amino acids.